Molecule: messenger RNA, 4704 nt
Organism: Anneissia japonica
Lineage: Eukaryota; Metazoa; Echinodermata; Crinoidea; Comatulida; Comatulidae
Exons: 23
Coding region: 1-4704 (1567 amino acids)
Source: RefSeq, a predicted model, not a curated record
AUGCCGUCGCAUUGUGGAAUAACGGCCUCACUGUGCUGCAGAUAUCCCGUUAAGAAGGUACCGGUAUGCAAAAACGGAGUUUGCCGUUCCAUCCUUGGGGACAAUAUACGACUUAUGACUGUGCGCUCAAAUACCUGGAGCUUGAAUCUCUCAGUGAACGUCGGAAGUCAUUGUCCAAGUAGUAUGCCAAGUGAACCAACGUUCUUACUAGAGAAACUUGAUUCGUUUACCGGUGUAACGAUUUUGAAAAUUGGCAAUAAAGUUCCGAUGAAGCUUUCAAUCUGGCUACCACAGCAAACGUAUGACAUGCACGUUGAGCUUCUUACUCCAUAUGAGUCAUCUGCCAUAUUGACUAUAUGUGAUCCAGUUGUCACCCACAUUGGUUCUAACUUUGGUUCAGGGAUUUCCACAAGUGUGGUUUUGGAUGCACAUGCAGGUGAUAAGAGAUGGGAUCGUGCUGUUAUUGAUUUUGGAUCUGUAUCGAAUAUCGGGACUGAUGCAAACGAUGCUGAUCAAAGCAAAAUCGUAAUUGAUUUUUCUGUGGUUAUGGUGGAUAACAACGCGACACAAGAUCAAGAAAGUUACACAAUUUCAACUGGUGUAGCUUAUAAUACUGAAGUUUGGAUUGGACAAGUGGCAUUUACUGCUACCUUGGAUCGUGAUGACUGGACAUCUCCUAGUCCAUCAGUUAUCAUCUCUGGACCAACAGAAAUCUACCAGGACACAUCAGCAUUGUUUCUAGUUGAUAUGAUCAUCAGAGAGUAUGCUUCAGAUAUUCGUUUAGAUGUCAUGACUGAAUCUGAGACCGAACCAAUCAUGAGUGUUUGCUCUAUGAGUGUUGGAUCAUACGGUGAAAGUUAUGGAUGUUUGUCCAAAGAUCUUCCACAUUUUCAAAGUCACAACACAACUGCAGAGUAUAAUGAAACAGCAUCAUUUGCUUUUGGAAGCAUCACCAAUGCAGGAAAACGUUCAAGAGUAGAGGAUAAUGAUGUGGCAGACACCAUUACAGUUCAAGUUGCAGUUUAUCUCACCAAUAGUACAGAAGUGGUUGAAGGAAAGACGUACUGGCUUGGUGUGUCAAUGACUGUAAACAAUGACGAUAUCCAUUCAAACCAGUAUGGAGUCACAGCAUUGACCAACCAAGGAGCAACAUUGACCCAAGAACCCGCUUUUGAGUUCUUCGCUGCCGAUGGUAAUGACGUCAUAAUCGAGGGACAUGUUGGUUUAAUACUAACCAUGACAAUAGUAGAGGGCUCAACAACAACUAUAAAUUUGGAUAUGUCUAUGCCAGAGGACAGCGGUGAGCAAGCAGUGUUAUCCAUUUGCAGUGCCGAAGUAUAUUACGUGGGAUAUAAUUUUCCAUGUUUAGGAACUGUUACACCCACAUAUACUUCACAGGAUGGCGAGGACAAUACCUACACUCGGUUAAACUUCGGUAGAGUUACAAACGUCGGUAGACGCUUCGAAAGUGGAGAUAGCACCAUCAAAGUUAGGGUGGUUGCAAAAAUGUUGCCAACAGCAACAAGUGGCUCAACUUAUAUGGUAUCAGCAAAUGUACAAUAUGAAUUAAGUGAUGAAGAUGUAUUGUGGGUAGGUCAGAUACCUAUCACAUCUUCGGAAAGUAUGUCACAAGAUUACGAUGCCACCAAGAUGCCAACUAUUGAACUUGUCAAUCGUGCAGAAGACAAUUAUAUUUACAAAAAUUCGGGUUUGUCAUUCAACAUCGAUUUGACAGUUCCCUCUAGUACCACAUUUUCUCCAUUCUCACUAACUCUUGGGGUACCAGAAGAUGAAACUUUUCCCCUGUUUAGUGUUUGCAAUGUGCAAGUGGCUACAAUCGGAAGUUCAUUUUCAUGCUACACCACUGACCAAUUCACUAUUAUUGAAAAUGAACUUGAAGCUGGCAACUUAGCUAAUAUUACUCUUGAGCCUUUUACUAAUCCUGUCUUUGAAACACCACUUAAUAAUGAUGACAACAAGAUAAUAUUUGAGGUUCACCUUAAGAUGAAAGAUCAUCCAUUUAUUAGUAGUGGAGAUCUGUACAAUAUUUCUGUUGCUUUGAACUAUGGACAGCAAAGUGUUAGUUCACAGAUAGAAUUUGAAGUCAGUUUUGACGAUCCAGAAUAUACAGAGAACAAUGAAGACCCACAGUUUGAAUUUACCUUGGACUCCGGUCGUGUUUCAGCAUUGGUAUUAGGAGAGACGGCUGUGUACACUAUGGUUGUCUACACCCCAACCAGUUCGGCAACAACGUACUCUGUAGAUGUCGUCGCUAAAAAUAAUACAUUGUCGGUUUGUAGGACUGAAAUACUAGACUAUGGAAAAAACUUACCCUGUCUAUAUUCUGUAGACAGAGCCGCUUACUUUUCAUAUGAGAAGGAUGGAAUGGUGGACCGUGGGUUCCUUGAUCUUGGCGUUGUGAGAAAUACAGGUUACAAACCAAUAGCGAAUGGUCCCGAUAACUACAUGAUUGCUCAGGUUGUAGUGAGACUUGAUGAGGAAGUUGAUACUUCAUUUGAUGUUACCGUAGGAACUGGUUUAACUAAUAUAUGGUCAACAACAAGGAAUGUCACAUUCAAUCCUUCAUCAGGGACUAGUGCACCUAAUAUUUCACCAAGAUUUAACUUUUCAAAAGCCAACAGCUUCGAUAGUGUAACCAAGGGAGGAUCUGCUGCAUUUAACAUGGAUAUCUACAUCCCGUUUAAGGCCAUCAACACAUACAGUAUAUCAUUUACAGGUGUACCUGGCACAGCAACCAUUUGCGAAGCACGGGUUAUCUCGUCUGGUUGGAAUAUACCAUGUGUAAACGGCAGUUUUUUCACAACAAUAUACAAUACGUCAGUUCUUGGUGGGAAUAAUGAUAUCGCGUCUAUUGAUGCUGGCGUCAUUACAAAUAUGGAAUGGAACAGCAAUUUAGAAUUGGAAACAAUUGAAAAUAUGGUUCGUGUUCAGUUAAUUGUUCAAUUGAAUGCAAGUUCAACCGAAGGUGAUGUAAAUCUUCAAGGAAUUGUUGGAGUUGAUGAUGCCUUAACUGAAUUAGACAUUUCGUUUACCGUUCAGGAAGGUUUCAAUGAUGAAGAGACAAAUUCUGAGCCAAUUUUUACUGUCUUCGGGCCACAUGAAAACUACACAUCAAAUUCUUUGGAUCCCGUCAACUACACGGUUGGACAAAAACAAAUAUUCACUAUUAAUAUUACCUCACCAGUGAUUACCACUAAUAUGUUGAUCUCAGUCAAUUUACCGGUUGCAACAGAUGAAGCUUAUCUAACAGUUACAAACGUCACCCUGACGAGUGUCGGCAAAAAUUAUGCCUGCUUUCCGUUGUAUGAGCUUGAUCCUAUUUACCAUUCAACGCUUGAAAGCAGUCAACAUGAUUCAGUAGUUAUUGACCUUGGUGUAAUAACAAAUAUUGGUGGUUUGGAAGAAUUGUUGUUCACUGACAUUUUCACCUUACACUUCAACUUCUCCAUUGAUCCUGAACGUACUAUGCCAAUGGGCUACGGUAUUAUCAAUACCACAAUUCCUAUAGAAGUAAUUUUUUACAAGCGAGAUCCUGAUAGUCGUGAUGGAAAUAUUGUUUUAGGACAAAUUUACAAGACAGAAACCCUAGUUAUUAGCCUUCCAUUUUCGGUGAAAGAAUGCACUGAUAUUCUUGGUAUAGAAUCUGGUAAUAUUCUCGACUGCCAACUUUCAGCAUCAUCAUCAUUAAAUGACAGUUAUUCACCAUCGAUGGCCAGAAUUAAUUCUGCUGGAUGGUCAGCUGGUAUCCGACAUUAUGAAAAAGAAUACAUACAGGUUCAGUUUGGCUGGAUGCACAGAUUUGGAGGAAUUGAGAUCCAAGGAGAUUCAGAAAACUCAAGCAUUGUAGAAUUCUCCCUUUCAUAUACGAAAGAAUUUGUGAUUUGGAAUGAUUAUUAUGAUGAACAAUCAACAAUAAAGUUGUUUAAAAAUGAUUUCAACAAAUCCAGUUCAACUUAUUACCAUUCAUUGAUGAAUCCAUUUGAUGCUGUUGCUAUCCGAAUCCAUCCAGAGUAUGUUCAAGAAUCCACGGACAUGAGUUUUCGUCUGCUAAGAUUCGAGUUGUAUGGUUGUCAAAGAGCAGAACCGUUAAGUCCGUCAUCUGCUUGCCCUACAGAUGAUACUCCAGAUUUUGGCCAAUACGACAGAGGUGUGCUUGUUGAUCCAGUAUCUGGUAGAAUAUUUGUCUGUGUACUGGAAGACGUUGGUCAACCAAAAGUAUGCUCAUAUUCUGAUGACAAUGGAGAUUCAUGGGAAGUUGGACGCCACACACGAGUAAUAAGCGACCAUAAACCACUGGAAGCCAUAAUAAAGAAGCCGCUAGUGAAAGCUCCAAAGCGUCUGCAGGGCAUGUUUUUGCGAUUACAACAAUAUGAUUACGACAUACGACAUGCUCCAGGUAGAACAAUGUAUAUAGCAGACACUCUAUCUAGAGCCGUUGAUCCUACAGAGGAAGCGAUUACGAUAGAAAUUAAAGCGGUACAGUACUUACCAGCUAGCAAAGAGCGUCUUCUACAAAUCAAACAAGAAACAGAGAGUGACGAGACAUUACAGUUGUUGAAACAGAUCAUAAUAGACGGAUGGCCAACACAGGAACAGGAAGUCCCUGAGCAGAUAUUGCCAUACUUCAGCUAUGCUGACGAAUUGAUCGUACAAAAUGACCUCAUAUUCAGAAGCGAAAAAUAA